ACAUUGGUGUGAAUCUCUGCAGCGCGUCAAGGCACGGGGAAUUUCCCGACGGGAAGCAAGUUGAGCUUUAAUGCCGGGGAUUUGCAUGUUUUGUUUCGUUUUUGUUUGUUUUUUUCAGUGAAGAACAAGUAAAGCAAGUGUUCUGGUAGAAAUUUGCCCAAAUCUUUUUCUGUCUCUUUCUCCUGGUUUCCGUGCUGUUGUGCGAAAUGACGUCACGGCGGCUUGUGACUGCAAUGGCGGCGCUGCGCGUGUCAAUCAAGUCGUCAAUUUGACACAAAUGCCAAGAAGCGAGUGAGGCGAAUCCGGUCCACCUACAAGGCAACAUGGCGGCAGACGAGCACUUCCUUCCUGUCGGCAGUCAGAUCCUGGACUCGCUAAUGAUGGAUCCCUCGUGGGACAUUCCACAAUUCCCUGUGCUGCAGUCGCACCCGGCGUCCACCAGGAUGGGGGACGGCCCCUUCCUCCACAUUCUGGAGCAGCCAAAACAGCGAGGCUUCCGCUUCCGUUAUGGCUGCGAGGGUCCGUCUCACGGCGGCCUGCCUGGAGCCACCAGCGAGAAGAACAAGAAAACGUAUCCCGCCGUCAAGAUUUGUCACUACCAGGGUCCGGCCCGCGUGGUGGUCCAGCUGGUGACGGCGCUGACGCCUCUCCCCCGACUGCAUGCGCACAGUCUAGUGGGAAAGCAGUGCGACAAGGGCGUUUGCAUCCUCGACGUGGCCCCCAAAGACGACAGCAUCACAUUCCAAAACUUGGGCAUCCAGCACGUGACAAAGAAAAAUGUGGCCAAGACGUUGGAGGAGCGCAUGUGCGAGGCGGUCCGCAUGGGCUACAACUUCGGGGUUUCCAUCCACCCAGAUGUCGACACCCCAUGCGCCGAAGCCCGCGUGCCCCGACAGCUCUCCGAGCAGCAGCGUGGCGCGAUCUGCGGCGCGGCAUGUGUGCAGGCCAAAGAGAUGGACCUGAGCGUGGUGCGCCUCAUGUUCAGCGCCUUCCUCCCCGACAGCGACGGCGCCUUCACCCGGCCGCUGCACCCCGUCCUCUCGCACCCCAUCUACGACAGCAAGGCUCCCAACGCAUCAAACUUGAAGAUAGUUCGCAUGGACCGUACGGCAGGUUGCGUGAGCGGUGGAGAGGAGGUCUACCUUCUGUGUGACAAAGUCCAGAAAGAUGACAUCCUGGUGCGCUUUUUCGAGGAAGACGACUCAGGUCUCACUUGGGAAGCUCUGGGAGAUUUCUCUCCCACGGACGUGCACAGACAGUUUGCCAUCGUGUUCAAGACGCCCAAGUAUCGUGACCAGAACCUGCAGAAGCCGACGCCGGUUAUGGUGCAGCUCAAGAGAAAGUCGGAUAGCGAGACCAGCGAGCCCAAGCCUUUCACGUACCACCCGCAGAUCAUCGACAAAGAGGAGGUGCAGAGGAAGCGUCAGAAGACGUUACCUAACUUCCAGGACUUCAGCGGCCUCGGCGGCGGCGGAGGAGUCGGCGGCAAUCUGUAUCGAGGAGGCCCGGGACCAGGAGGAGGGCCAGGCUCCGCCGGAGGCGGUUACUUCCAGGGUUUGUCCGCGUUCAGUUACGGGAGAGGAGCUGGAGGCGGAGCUUGUCCCACCGGCUAUGCGACAAGUCUUGAAGGAGGCGGAGUCAAAAAUGAGAAUUCUCCUGGCAACAUGGCACAUGACAAUGACACCGACAAAGAUCCCGAUGACGGGUCAGGAGCCCGCGCUGUGACGCGCCCACCGCAGCAACAGCAACUGCAGCAAGAUGUCGACGACGACGAGGCGACCAGCAAGCACGCAUCGGCCGUCUUCCUGUAUGCCGCCACUGGCGACGCGGCGUACCUGCUGGCCUCACAGCAUCCCCUGAUGGCGGCGCAAGACGACGACGGAGACACGGGACUCCACCUGGCAGUCCUGCAUGGCCAGCAGGGGGCACUGGACAGUCUCACCCGGGUGCUCGCAGCGCUGCCGCCGGGAGACCGACUUCUCGACAUGAGGAACCAUCUCUACCAGACCCCUCUCCACCUGGCGGUGACAACGCAGCAGCCGGCGGUGGCGCAGGCGCUGCUGGCGGCCGGGGCCGACCCCACGCUCAGUGACCGCCACGGCGACGCGCCACUGCACUUGGCCGCGCGGCAGGGGGGUUCCAUGCUGCGCUUGCUGUUGCGUCAGCACGCCGUCAGACGAAGCGUCGACGACUGCAACACCGCCGGUUUGUGCGCCAUCCACUUGGCCGUGGCGUCCAAUCAGCUGCGGUCGCUGCGGGAGCUCCUGGAGGGCGGGGCCGACGUGGAGGCUCAGGAGCGGGGCAGCGGAAAGACCGCCCUGCACCUCGCCACCGAGGCCGACAACGUAUCGCUCGCCGGCUGCCUGCUGCUCGAGGGCAAUGCCAAGGUGGACUGCUGCACCUACGACGGCACCACACCCCUACACGUUGCCGCCGGGCGGGGCCUCGUCAAGCUAACGGCGCUACUCAUGGCGGCGGGCGCAGAUCCUCACAAGGAGAACCUCGAGCCGCUUUUCUACAAGGAUGAAGACGAUGAUGACGAAGAUGAUGAUGAGGGCUGCGUUCCCGGGACCAGCCCCAUCAACAUGGCCGCCUCCGAGCAGGUGUUGGAGCUUCUCAGCGGUCAUGAGUACCAUCCCAAAUGUCCCAGUGUGGCUCUCCCACCUCACGGCGACCUUCAGAGCCUGGGAACCUCGGUGAAGACGACGCUCUGCGGCGCCGUGGCAAACGACGCGUGCUGGGAAAACCUGGCUGAUGCUCUCGGUCUGGGAAUCCUCAAGACCGCAUUCAGACUCAGCUCGGACCCCGCCAAGACGCUCAUCGACUCCUAUGAGGUGUCUGGCGGUACGGUGCGAGACCUUGGAGCUGCUCUCAAAUCAGUUGGCUCGUGCAGAGCGCUGAGCGUCCUGGAGGAGGCGCUGUGUGACCAGAAGACGGGCGGCGAUGGCGGCGGCGAUGGCGGCGACAGUGACGGCGUGGUGUGCGCUCAGCUGGAGGACCUCAAGGUGGACGUCGGACGACAGGACGGGCGUUUGGACAGUGGUGUGUGCGACAGUGGGGUGGAGCUUUCCAUUGCGUGAGUGUCUGGUUGGUUGCCGGAAGACUGGCAGAUGCUCAUAGACACCACCCCUCUCUGCCCCACCCACCCCCUCUCAUCUUCCCAACUGCAAAGACCAAUUUGGGGGCAGGAAGUACAACUUGAAAUACAAUCGUUGCUUAAAAAGACAGCGCACACGAAUGCACUUGCAUGUAUGCGCACACACAUAGGUAAACUCACGUCAUCGCAGAAACCACUUUGGAAGCAUUCAACUUGUUCCAACUUGUGGACCAGUUUGGAGUGGAUGGCCGCGCACACGUGUCGACAUUCAUACCCGUGCUUAGUGAGGAUGCGUGCACACUCCUUUCUCCCGUACGCCUGAACAAGGAGCCACUUGGCAGACACUCCUUCAAAUGUAAAUCUUUUAUCCGUCACCCGCUCAGGAACUGAAGCUCUCAAAUACUCGACCACGGAAACACUUGCAAAAAAAAGAGAGAAAAAAAGCAUUUGUAAUUGCUUGAAUUUUUGCAUAAAGCGCUCCAUGGUUCCCCCUUUGUUUCGGCUGUCUUCUGUCCAGUCUUCAUUUGGCAAAUGGAUGCUCUCGAAUCUCAAACAUUUCCUUUUUUUUGUCCAGGCCCAGGGAAAGCAAAGCAGCCCCAAACCAAAAUUAAGUCCUCCACCAUCAGGGUUUGGAGGAUUACUUUCAAAAUGUAUUCCAAUAGUUACUGGUUUACACCUGAUUAAAAAAAAUAGUUGGUCACAUAAUGUUAGUAACAAAAUAUCAAAGUAAUCUAACUUGUAAUUACUUUUGGAUUACUCCAAUACCAAAUGUGCUAAUAAAGUUGAAGGGAGAGAAAAUACAUUUGUCUGGUCUUUUUUGUCUGACGAAUUUUUAAGGAUCUUGUUGGUUUUUGAAUGCACAAGGAACCUGCUGUUUUUUUGAUUAGCAUAAUAUGCCAGCAAGCGUUUUCGUUUAUAAUUUUUGUUGUUGUUUUUACGAAAUCCAAAUGCCUAAUUCUUUGGGGGGAGUGUGUUGAGGAACCCUUGUGCCAGUUGCCCGCAUGUCAAUCGUGCAUAAAAUUCACUCUAAGAUCCUAAGUCGUUUCAGACUAAUUCACAAGCUAGUUGGUAGCGCUAAAUGCUCGUACCAGCAUUGAUGAAGACUUAGUUGAAAAGCCUUUUGUCCAUACACCGUUUUUUUUGUCAUCUCUUGAAUGCUUUGAAUUUCCCGUCUUUCACAAGCAAUCGUGGAAGUGACCAGUGCAAGCAAGGUCGCUGAGAAAUAAUGGACUGGUAAUAAUAAUGGGCCACUAAUAAGGACGUUCUCUAUUAAAUCAAGUGGAACGGAUUUCAUAGCUACACAAGGACUUUCACCAUGAAGUGAAGGAUGCCCGUAGCAAGAUCAAAAACAAUCUCAUGGACUGGACUUUUAGAAACACUCUCAAGAGUAAAUUGCACAUUUGUUGAAAGGAAUGUAAGGUGCUUCAUGAAAUGUUUUGUAAAAGAUACGUUCAUUAAAUUUCAACAUUUUCCAAA
Hippocampus zosterae (dwarf seahorse) is the source of this 4573-nucleotide messenger RNA. It is a transcript of the gene nfkb1, whose product is annotated as nuclear factor of kappa light polypeptide gene enhancer in B-cells 1. NCBI's taxonomy places the organism in Eukaryota, Metazoa, Chordata, Actinopteri, Syngnathiformes, Syngnathidae. Gene Ontology annotation, biological process: cellular response to stress; inflammatory response; non-canonical NF-kappaB signal transduction. The transcript has 23 exons. Gene Ontology annotation, molecular function: DNA-binding transcription factor activity, RNA polymerase II-specific; protein binding; RNA polymerase II cis-regulatory region sequence-specific DNA binding. The record is from RefSeq and is a predicted model, not a curated record. Gene Ontology annotation, cellular component: cytoplasm. The coding region runs from base 324 to 3080 and encodes 918 amino acids.